AUGGGGGAACCUGUAAUCCAGUUGAGGCAUAACCCGCGAUUUACCCCCUUCAAGGUUUUAGGGGCAUGGGUCUUGGGGGGUCCAGGAUUUAGUCUGCAUUACAUAGUCUACAAGGGGCAUAACUCCCAACACCCCAACUCAGAAUCUGCCAUUAAGGCCAACCUUGAAGUGCUGGCUUCAGUAACUGGAAGCCAUGGAGUACAAGAUGCAGCACUUCACCAUUAUACAAAAACUUUCAGAGGCUUCUCUGCUAUGCUAACAACAGAUCAAGCUGCAAAACUUGCAGUUUAUGGCAUUCUUAAAUUUUCAGAUAUAACCUCGGUUGCUAUUCUUUCAAGUACAAUUACUACAAAAUAUAGAGGAAUAAUAUAUAACAAGAAGCCUACUCUAGCUUUGAUUGUUUCAUUGAUUGCAGAGCACGAUUCAGUUCUGUCUGUGUUUGAAAGCAAGACAAACAAGAUCCACACGACACACUCGUGGGAAUUUCUGGGCUUAAACAGAUUGCAACGAAAUAAUCAAUUUUCAAUGCACUCAACAUCUGACAUAAUUGUUGGUGUCAUUGACAGUGGUAUUUGGCCUGAAUCGAAGAGCUUCAACAGCUAUGGAUUAGGACCUGUGCCCGCAAAAUUCAAGGGGGAAUGCUCAACUGGAGAGAAUUUCACAUUGUCGAACUGCAACAGAAAAGUUGAUAUACUACCGUCUGAAUUCAUUUUCAGAAAAAUUGUGGGAGCUAGAUUUUAUUCAACAGGGUUUGAAGCAGAAAAUGGUCCUCUAGAAUCAUUUGGUCUUACCUUUUUCCGAUCUGCACGAGAUAGUGAUGGGCACGGAACCCAUACUGCUUCCACUAUUGCUGGCUCACCUGUCGAUAAUGUUAGCUUAUUUGGAGUAGGGAAAGGCACUGCAAGUGGAGGUGCAAUAAGUGCUCGACUUGCAAUCUACAAGGCUUGCUGGUUCACUCUCUGUAGUGAUGCAGACGUUCUUGCUGCUUUAGAUGAUGCUACUAAUGAUGGAGUUGAUAUUAUAUCCAUGUCUCUUGGACCAGAUCCGCCCCAACCUAUCUACUUUGAGAAUGCGAUUUCAAUUGGAAGUUUCCACGCAUUUCAAAAAGGAAUUGUCGUUUCUGCAUCAGCUGGGAAUAGUUUUUUUCCAAGUACUGCAACUAAUGUUGCUCCUUGGAUCCUUACUGUUGCAGCAAGCACCAUGGACCGUGAAAUUCAGACUAAUAUCUACCUAGGAAAUUCAAAAGUCAUAAAGGGAUUCAGUAUAAAUCCACUUAAAAUGGAGAGCUUUUAUGGUUUGAUAGCAGGGAGCUUCGCAACGUCUCCCGGAGUUUCCCCCCAAAAUGCUAGUUUCUGUAAGAACAACACCUUAGAUCCCAACUUGAUCAAGGGGAAGAUUGUUGUCUGCACACUUGAGUUACUCACUGAUAACCGCAGAGAGAAGGGCAUUAUUGUAAAACAAGGUGGAGGUGUAGGGAUAAUACUCGUUGAUCCACUCGCCAAAGAUAUCGAAAUUCAGUUUGUACUACCAGGUACCAUGAUAGGUCAAGAAGAAGGAGCACAGCUGCGAGAAUAUAUGACUGUACAGAAGAAUCCAGUGGCCAGAUUAUACCAAACAGUUACAGUUUUGCCCACUAAGCCAGCCCCCGAAAUGGCAAUGUUCUCAUCAAUGGGUCCAAAUGUUAUCUCUCCAGAUAUAAUCAAACCCGAUAUAACAGCACCUGGAGUGAAUGUUUUGGCAGCAUGGUCUCCAGUUGCUACCGAUGCUACUGCUGGUAGAUCCCUUGACUACAACAUAAUCUCUGGUACUUCCAUGUCUUGUCCACAUGUUUCUGCACUAGCUGCCAUUGUAAAAUCCUCUCAUCCUUCAUGGAGCCCUGCAGCAAUAAAGUCUGCAAUAAUGACAACAGCAACAAUUCUUGAUAACACUCGGAGCUUUAUCAGAAGACAUCCAAAUGACACUCAGACCUCACCUUUUGACCAUGGAUCAGGCCAAAUAAAUCCAGCUGCAGCAAUUGAUCCUGGUUUAGUUUAUGAUUUGGAUUCUACCGACAUCAUUGAUUUCCUCUGCAGCACUGGUGCAAGUCCUGCUCAGCUGAAAAACCUUACUGGUGAUACAAUGUAUUGCAAGAACAAUCCCACAUCCCCUUAUGAUUUCAACUAUCCUUCAAUUGGGGUCUCUAAUAUGAAAGGAAAUCUGUCGGUGCAUAGAAAGGUGACAUACAUCGGUAAAGGGCCAACUGUUUAUAAAGCAAAAAUGGACUACCCGGAUGGUGUAAAAGUCUCAGUCAUACCUAGUGAGCUCAAAUUUAAAAAUCCAGGUGAGAAAAUGUCUUUUAGGAUAGAGUUUACACCCUACAAGACUAGUAACGGAGACUUUGUUUUUGGGGCCUUGACUUGGACUAACGGGAUCCACAGGGUAAGAAGUCCUAUUGGUCUUAAUAUACUCUCAGUUUAGGAACCAAAUUUAAUCAUAUGUAUUAAACAAUUGAGAAGUUUCUGGGAUUACAUAUUGCAAGGGAUGAUACCUUUCAGAAGGAAUUAAAUUGUAACAGGCAUUUCAAUUAUAACACCAAAAUCAUACCAGCAUGAGCUACACAACUUUAGCUAACACCGUAUUAAGCAUUUAGCAUCAUUUACGAAAUGGACACCUUCAUUCAGACACGUAAAAUUUUGCCCAAUGAUUAAUGAUAGCUCUUUAACCGCAUUAUUUUUUGAUAAAAACUUAAAAUGAGAAUUUCUUUCUUUCUCCUUUUUCCUUAAACCUACCUUCUUAUGUUGAAAGUAUGCAUUUGGUAAUAUUGACAUUCCACUGGCAGAUUUGACAUAAGCAUGUUUAACCGUACACGGUACAUACCCAUAAUAAACACUAGUUCAGGGAUCAUGGCGUCUAUGAUAGAUGUCUUCACAACUCCCAGACUGUGCUUUUCUGUAGAAACCGUACUCACUCAAAUAUGUAAAUUUAAGCAAUUCAGAAAGCCAGACAACCUGUUUCGAGUGCAGUUGUAGAUGAUGGAUGGUAAUAUAUGUCUCUUAAUCUACGGAAAACAAGACAACUGCUUAAAGUACAACAUUCUUGAAUAUAUUCACCUGGGUUCUGAAAUGGAAACACUUUCAUGUAAAUAUGAAGAUAACCUUUUGAAUUCUAGUUAUGUUGAUGGCAACAGGAAGACGAAAAUCUAAACUUAAAACUGAUAGUAGAAAGAAUUCCACUGUUGUUCAUAGCAAUGUGAAGAACCACAGAAUUUCUUCUGGGAAACAAGGCAAGCCUAAUAUUUUGUACCCAAACAACUGUGCAGUUUCUCUUUUUCCUUGUAAGUUUAUUAUUUGCAUUGCUAAUCUGGUUAGAAAAAAAAAAGGUGGAAUCAGAUUAGGAAAAGAGAG
Molecule: messenger RNA, 3383 nt
Organism: Olea europaea var. sylvestris
Lineage: Eukaryota; Viridiplantae; Streptophyta; Magnoliopsida; Lamiales; Oleaceae
Product: subtilisin-like protease SBT5.3
Exons: 11
Coding region: 1-2457 (818 amino acids)
Biological process (GO): proteolysis
Molecular function (GO): serine-type endopeptidase activity
Source: RefSeq, a predicted model, not a curated record